Messenger RNA from Diaporthe citri, 1143 nucleotides. RefSeq lists its product as uncharacterized. Lineage: Eukaryota; Fungi; Ascomycota; Sordariomycetes; Diaporthales; Diaporthaceae. Gene Ontology annotation, molecular function: dioxygenase activity. The transcript has 3 exons. Bases 1 to 1143 code for a protein of 380 amino acids. The record is from RefSeq and is a predicted model, not a curated record.
AUGGUAUGCCCACGCACGUGGUGGCUGAGCAGCAUAUACAACGGAGGCAACGCCUCUGUCGCAUCCGUCGAUGCCUUCAUGAAGCGGGGGUUUGAUAGCUUGACCGCCCAGCUACGCACAAUCGGGGAGGACUGGGACGGCAACAAGACGGUGGCUAUAGAAACCUCCUAUGAGAUGGUCGUAUGCAUACAGUUCCGCUGGGAGUGGCUGCUUUACCCGCUGGCAGUGGUGGCCGGCACCUUGAUCCUGCUGUUGGCCAUCAUAUUAACUUCUGGCUUCAUGGGGCGCAACAGAGAGGUGAUCUGGGAGGCUUCGAUCCUCCCGUUUUUACUCGAUGGCCUCGAGGAUGGGGAGAGGAAAAGUGGCAGGGAACCCAACCCCAACCGUGGGUACAGUUACGUUGGCCAGGAAAACGUAGCUGGUAUUAGCGGAUACGAUAAGGGACUUGGUCCUGGCACGACCAAAGAUGUCAAGGAAACUUAUGACAUGGGAGCCGCAACAGAUCACCUCGUGGACAACAUCUGGGUCGCGGAGGAAGCCCUUCCCGGCUUCCGCGCCUUCAUGGAGAAGUUCUACGACGAGGCCUUCAGGACCGAGAUGGAGCUCCUGUCCGCCAUCGCGAUCGCGCUCGGCGUCUCGGAGCAGCACCUCAGGUCCCUGCACAACAAGGCAGAGAACGAGUUCAGGCUCCUACACUAUCCCGAGAUCCCGGCCUCGACCCUCGCGGACGGCACCUCCACACGCAUCGCCGAACACACCGACUUCGGCUCGCUCACCCUGCUCUUCCAAGACUCUACGGGCGGGCUCCAGGUCGAGAAUCAGGACCAGCACGGCACCUUCCACGACGUGAUUUCCUCCGCGAACACAGAUAUCAUCAUCAACAUCGGCGACUCGCUCCAGCGGCUCACCAACGACACUUUCAGGGCUGCGUGCCACCGCGUCACUUACCCCCCAAGUAUAAAAGCCGGCGAUAACAAAGUAAUCCCUGAGCGAUACUCCGUCGCCUACUUUGGCAAGCCGAACAGGGAUGCUUCGCUUCUGCCACUCCAGGAGUUUGUCACUGCUGCUACGCCGUGCCGCUACGAUGAGGAUAUUACGGCUUGGGAAUGGAACAACCGGAGAAUCCAGAGGUUGUUUACGUAA